AUGGCCAACCAGAAGAUCUGUCGCAAUUUCGCUCGAGAUGGAAAAUGCAGGUUUCGACCCUGCAAGUUUUCGCACGAUAUUCCCCGCGACAACAACCGACAUGCGCCUCACCAAAAGACGAAGAGAGCCGAGCCACCAGCUUCCAGCGAGAGCGACUUUCGCGCCUGGAGACGACACCUGUGGGACCCCAACCGGGAUUAUCCCUUGGGCCAUCGGCUGGGGACCUUUCUGCAGGAAGCACAACGCCUCAUCGAUCAAGAUGUCGGGGUGCAGCAAGAAGUAAUCCGCGCCCUGGCUGGGGAAGGCGGCCUGAAGCGUAUGAAGGAGUUGAUUGACGAAAACAUCCUGACAACCCGGUCGCCUACACAGAAGUCGGCCAUCUUCACGCAGCAGGUGUUGCCUUUUCUAAGCAUCGUAACUCACCCUGGUGUGCGGGACUCCCUGGUCCUCGAACAGGCUGUUGGAACGAUCUAUGCGUUUCUCUACGGUGUGGCGGGCAGACGGGCACUGGACCUGCUAGGCUUCCUGGCAGACAUCCUAUCAUCCGACAAGGACCAGGUCAAGGAGACUCAGAUCGACCACCUCGAAAUGUCCCUUGUGGCUUUCUGGCACAUACUUGAGCUGAAUUCAGAGGCGUACAUCCAUGAGGGCCUCAAGCUGUUGGCCAACAAGUUCCAGUCCAUUGUGAAAGAGUAUGAAGACUUGCACGUGCAGAGCGCCCUGUACAAGGUCAAGGUCUCGAUGCAACGGAUCCUGCAUCGACUCAGUAUUGGCGCUGCACUCCCAAGCGUAGCCUCCUCUGAACAGCCAGCCGCCCAAGGCGACAAGCUACCCUCAUCAUUCAUCGUCCACCGUACUCCGCCGGGAGGACGCCACGAUAAUGAUUCGGCAGACAUCUGCGACAUUCAGAUCCUGCCCACGUCUGAAGAGAUUCUAUCCCCUCAUACCGAAUAUCUGCCCGUGAAGGACCCUCGACAGUGGCAUAUCGGCGGUGUCGCUGGGCUCCUGGAUCGCAACUUCCGAUUGCUCCGUGAAGACACGGUCGGGCAGUUGAGAGACGCCAUCCACAAUCAGCUUCGCCCCACAACGAUAACGCACUCAGGUCGUAGUAACCAACUCCGGACCUACGCAUAUUCGAACGUCAAGGUAGCUUCCUUGUCCUUUGAUCGACACGCGGGGCUGCAAUUUGUGAUCCGGUUCCGUCAGCUGGCGCAGGUGCAGGGGUUGGGUGUCAAACAGCGCGAGGAAUGGUGGAACCAAUCUAAGCGCCUACAGAGUGGUGCCCUUGUAUGCCUAUUUGAUCAGCGUGGAGAAGACGUUCUCUUUUGUACGGUGGCUGAGCCGCCCAGGUUGCCGCCCGGCACCCCUAAGCCCAAGGACCCCCCUUCUCUCUGGAAGGAGAAGGAUGUCGCAACGGUCGCAUUGGAAUUCAUCGACCCUACAAACCAUCAUGUGCAGUUUGUUCUGGAUCGAUAUCGUCCGCGUGGCACAGUCUCACCGGUCACCCUGGUGGAGUUUCCCGGCAUUCUGCUACCAGCUUUUGCCCCAACAUUACGCGCGCUUCAGAAGAUGAAGCGCAGUGAAGACCUGCCGUUUGCGAAUCUGUUAGCUCCAGCGUCCUCCGAGAAUUGGGACCAAGUGACACAAGUGCAUCCGCCGGCGUAUGCUCUCAAGCCCGGAUUCAAAUUCGAUCUUAGCUGCUUGAUGACUGACGCGACCGAGCUGCAUCUCCGUCCCGGCCAGGCUUUUGACAUGGAGACGUUCAAAGAGAAGUCCAUCUUGGACCCAGCUCAAGCCGUCGGCCUUAUAAACACCCUCCAACACCAAAUAGGGCUUAUCCAGGGCCCUCCCGGCACAGGGAAGAGUUAUACCGGAGUUGCCCUCAUCAAGGUGCUACUAGCCAAUGCGGCCAAAGCCAAAGCCAAUAUUGGACCAAUCAUCUGUGUCUGUUAUACAAAUCAUGCCCUCGACCAGCUCCUAGAAGAGCUGCUAGAAAGGAAGAUUACCACACAGAUUGUUCGAAUUGGAUCGCGCUGCAAGUCGGAACGUGUGGAGCAACACACCUUGAGCAAACUAGUCCACAAGCCUCCGCAGACCAAAGUCGAGAAGAGUUCGAUCUAUCACCUCCAUCUCCAACUCGAAGAGUGCCAAAGGGAAUUUGAUGGCCUACGAUUACAUUUCGAAGGGUCUGAGGGGAACUUGAAGUGGUUUCUUGAGCGCUACAACCCCAAGCACUAUCGCCAGCUUUUCAGCACCGAUGAGCAGGGAUGGAUAAGGCCCAAGUCAAAGAAGGGUAAUAACGCAUUCCACCAGUGGAUAAACAGAGGAUUUGAGUCGACGGAGAAGCCCCGAUCUAUCGGUGUCCUUGAAAAUAUAAAUCUUGAACACAUGAGUGUCAGAGAACGGCAAAUGGUCUACGAACACUGGCUCACAGAGAAUAGACGUCAGAAGCACGACAAAGCUAAGAUACUGGUCCAGGAACAACGAAGGAGCAAGGAAGAGAUGAAUGAUGUUCGACACGAGGUUGAUCUGCGAUGUCUCCGGCAGGCACAGGUUAUCGGAGUUACGACCAGUGGCCUCGCUCGGAACCUCAAAAUGCUUCGUCGCCUUCAGUCCAAGGUUGUGCUGUGCGAAGAGGCUGGAGAAGUGUUGGAGGCUCAUCUCCUGACAGCCCUUCUGCCUUCCGUCGAGCACGCCAUUCUCAUUGGGGACCACCAGCAACUCCGCCCGCAGAUCCAAGACUACAAUCUUUCUCGGGAGAACUACCGAGGUGGUGAGCAGUAUUCUCUGGAUCAAUCGUUGUUUGAGCGACUGGUGGAUCCUGGCGAGGACGGGUCAGGGGUGCGAAUGCCGUUUAGCACGUUGGAAACGCAGCGCAGAAUGCAUCCCUCUAUCGCACAGCUGGUCAGGGACACCUUGUACCCUCGCUUAGAAGAUGCUCCGUCGGUUUUGGAAUACCCGGAGGUAUGUGGGAUGCGCCAGAGGCUGUUCUGGUUUGAUCAUCAACACCCCGAAGCCGGCAAUUCCAGUACGGAUGCCGUGAACACCUCACACUGGAACGCGUUUGAGGUGGAGAUGACCACCGCACUAGUCGCUCACUUGAUCCGACAAGGCUGCUAUAGGGCGGGGGAAAUUGCUGUACUGACCCCUUACCUGGGACAGCUCCAUCGGCUCCGACGCCGGCUCAGCGAGUCGUUUUCCAUCGUCCUCGGCGAUCGUGACCAGGACGAUCUGGAGGCAGCGGGGUUGAAUGAAUCAGACGCAGAUACACAUUCUCCGGUGUCUCAGUCAACUGCACUACAGACCGUUCGUGCAGCCACCAUUGAUAACUUCCAGGGUGAGGAAGCCAAGGUUGUGGUGAUAUCGUUGGUCAGAAGCAAUGCCCAGAGACGCUGCGGAUUUCUGAGAACCUCAAACCGUAUCAACGUCCUGCUGUCCCGCGCAAAGCACGGCAUGUAUAUCAUAGGUAACGCUGCUACGUCCAUGGAUGUGCCGAUGUGGCGGCAAGUCGUGGAAAUCUUGAAGAGCAAAGACAACUUUGGAGCUCAGCUCAAAUUGCAAUGUCCACGCCAUCCAGAUUCCCCUAUUGCAGUUUCGGAGCCGGACCACUUCGUGCAAUAUUCUCCAGAGGGCGGUUGCAAUCAGCGUUGUGUCAACCGAUUGAAAUGCGGUCAUGCCUUCUAUUGCCAGGAACCCUGUCCACGACCUUUGAAGGGAUGUGAUCAUGCUUGCCCGAAGCACUGUGGCGAUAAGUGUCCUCAGCGAUGCCAGGUGACCGUCUUCGACGCCAACCGGCACCUUCCCUGUGGACAUGCUGCGGCGGAGCUUCCAUGUUGGCAGGCGCAGGAUCUUUCAGAGGUCAAGUGUCCAAUGCCCGUGGCGAAGCAGGUGCAAGGGUGCAAUCACACAGUGACAGUGCCCUGUCAUGUCAAGGUCGAGAUUCCAUUCAAUUGUCCAGCGAGGAUAAGGUCCAAGUCACCACCCACGGGCGGUGCGAACAGCCGUGCGGUCGCAAAUACUCGGCAUGUGCACAUAGCUGUACUCGAAUCUGUCACGAGCCGGAGCCCUGUCCGCCAUGUGAGUCCCCCUGCGAUGUUCAUUGUGGCCACUCCCAGUGCCCCAACAAAUGCUGUGAGCCCUGCGUCCCCUGUGCCGAGACACGAUGUCCAUCGUCGUGCCCUCACGGUGCAUGUACGCUGCCCUGUGCGGCUCCUUGUGACAACGUUCCUUGUUCCAAGCGCUGCGACAAACUUCUGGCUUGUGGCCACCAAUGUCCCUCUAUUUGUGGCGAGAUAU
Messenger RNA from Aspergillus niger, 4296 nucleotides. RefSeq lists its product as uncharacterized. Gene Ontology annotation, molecular function: helicase activity; metal ion binding. The record is from RefSeq and is a predicted model, not a curated record. NCBI's taxonomy places the organism in Eukaryota, Fungi, Ascomycota, Eurotiomycetes, Eurotiales, Aspergillaceae. Gene Ontology annotation, biological process: regulatory ncRNA-mediated heterochromatin formation. The transcript is spliced from 4 exons. Gene Ontology annotation, cellular component: nuclear RNA-directed RNA polymerase complex. The annotation marks the transcript as partial.